Hipposideros armiger (great roundleaf bat) is the source of this 414-nucleotide messenger RNA. RefSeq names its product interleukin-3. Gene Ontology annotation, cellular component: extracellular region. The record is from RefSeq and is a predicted model, not a curated record. Bases 1 to 414 code for a protein of 137 amino acids. Gene Ontology annotation, biological process: immune response. The transcript is spliced from 5 exons. Lineage: Eukaryota; Metazoa; Chordata; Mammalia; Chiroptera; Hipposideridae. Gene Ontology annotation, molecular function: growth factor activity; interleukin-3 receptor binding.
AUGAGCAGCCUCCCCGUCCUGCACGUGCUCCUGCUCCUGCUCGCACUCCAUGCCCCUCGGGCACAGGGACAGCCCCUGAGGACACAAUCGACUGAGAACUAUGACAACAUCAUCGAGGAAAUUAUGGGCAUCCUAAACGAGUCUACUGUGCCUCCAGAACAGCACACCAUGGACCCAAAUGAGAUACCCGUCCUGAUGGAAGGCAACCUGUGGCUGAACCUGGAUGCAUUCUUGAAUGCUACCAACAAUUUCAAGGAGAAAGGAAUGAAAAUCAAGGCAAAUCUUGAGAAAUUCAAGCAAUUGCUGCCCACCCCCACGUCGGAGGAAAAAACAAUCGAUAUCAAUGGCUGGCACGAUUUCCAGAAGAAAUUAACUAUGUAUCUGGCCCGCCUUAAGCAGUCCGGAUGGUUUUAG